CCAAGAUAGAAUCGGAUAACAGUAGACUUUCUUCUUCCUGCUGGCGGCGCUGUAUAUAUUAUAACUAAUAUGCACAUAUAUAUAUAUAUAUAUACAAUAUAUUUAAUUUUAAUGUUAGGACUUCCCUCAUUUGCCAUCCAAGAAGAGAGAUGGGAAGUGAUCGUGAAGAGCAACUUCCCCCCCUGUUUGUGACAAGCAGAGGCAAGGGGACGUUUCUCUACAGGGCGUUUGCCGGCUCAGUGUUCCUUGGGAUAAGUCUUAUUUGGGUUUACAGAUUGGCCUAUUUGCCCGAUGAUGACGAUGACGGGAGCAGUAGGUGGCGGAGAUGGGCUUGGGUCGGCAUGCUCGGGGCGGAGCUGUGGUUCGGGUUCUACUGGAUUCUCACCCAGGCUUCUAGGUGGAACCUCGUCUAUCGGCAGACCUUCAAGGACAGGCUUGCUCUAAGGUACGAACAUGAGCUGCCAGGGGUGGACAUAUUUGUGUGCACGGCGGACCCCGCAAUAGAGCCGCCGGCAAUGGUGGUAAGCACCGUGCUGUCCGUGAUGGCGUACGAUUACCCGACCGAGAAGCUCGGCGUGUACCUCUCCGACGAUGCCGGCUCCGAGCUCACCUACUAUGCUCUCUUGGAGGCCUCUCGCUUCGCUAAGCACUGGCUGCCCUUUUGCAAGAAAUUCAAGGUGGAGCCCACCUCCCCUGCUGCCUUCUUUAAUAAUAAGUCCAGCCCAGAGUCCAUCGGAACUCAUGCAAACGAGGAAUUUCGGGCAAUCAAGAAAUUAUAUGAAGAAAUGGAGAACCGAAUAGAUACCACGUGCAAGCUCAAUCGGGUUCCCGACCAAGUGCGAUCGGACCAUGAAGAGUUCUCUCAAUGGGAUUCAUAUUCUUCUAAACGAGACCACGAUGCUAUUAUUGAGAUGCUAAUUGAUAGAACAGACCCAGCAUCGAUCGACAACGAAGGGAACGUGCUGCCUACUCUAGUGUACAUGGCCCGUGAAAAGCGACCUGACUAUUUUCAUAACUUCAAAGCCGGAGCUAUGAAUUCACUGAUCAGAGUUUCAUCGGUGAUAACUGGGGGAGAGAUCAUCCUCAAUGUGGACUGUGACAUGUACUCGAACAACUCGAAAUCCAUAAGGGAUGCACUCUGCUUCUUCAUGGACGAAGAAAAGGGCCAUGAGAUUGCAUUUGUGCAGUUCCCUCAGAACUUCGUUAAUGUCACCAAGAACGAACUAUAUGGCAGCUCGCUCCAAGUAAUUAACAAUAUUGAAUUCCAUGGCAUGGAUGGUUAUGGUGGAGUGCUAUACAUCGGGAGCGGAUGCUUUCACAGAAGAGACAUUCUCUGUGGGAUGAAAUACAGCAAAGAAGUGAAGAGGACGACAUUGAUAAGUCGAAGGAGUGGAGGAGAAGAUCAGCCAAUUGGAAGAAUUCACGACCCGCAAAAACUGAGGGUUCUUGCAAGUUGCACUUACGAGAAGAAUACAAAGUGGGGAAACGAGGUGGGCUUGAAAUAUGGGUGCCCGGUUGAGGACAUAAUCACGGGGCUGGCGAUCAAGUGCCGGGGAUGGAAAGCGGUGUACCACAAUCCCGAGCAGAUGGCUUUCUUAGGCUUGGCUCCCACCACGUUGCUGCAGACGCUUGUGCAGCACAAGCGGUGGUCCGAGGGCGAUUUCCAGAUUGCGCUUUCCAAGUACGGUCCGGCGAGGUAUGGGCCAGGACGAAUCAGCCCCGGCCUUAUACUGUGCUACCUGACCUAUUGCCUAUGGGUUCCUAACUGCAUUCCCACUCUGUACUAUUCAAUGGUCCCUUCAGUUUAUCUCCUGAGAGGCACUUCUCUAUUUCCAGAGAUUUCAAGCCCGUGGGUUGUGCCGUUUGUGUACGUGAUUUUUGCGAAGUACGCUUACAGCCUGGUGGAGUUCCUGCAGUCGGGUGGUACAGUCCUAGGGUGGUGGAACGAACAGAGGAUCUGGCUCUACAAGAGGACCAGCUCCUACCUAUUUGCCCUCAUUGACACCAUCGUGAAGCUCCUCGGAUUUUCUAAGACCACUUUCGUGAUCACUGCUAAGGUCGCUGACGAGGACGUGUUGAGGCGAUACGAGGCUGAGGUGAUGGAGCUCGGGGCCACGUCUCCCAUGUUCACCCUGAUCUCGACGCUUGCCCUGCUCAACCUGACCUGCCUUCUGGGCUUUGGGAUCAGACUGGUCAUGAUGUCUACCGAUUCCGUGGUCAAUUACUCCGGCUCGAUGUUCCUCCAGGGCGUCCUUUGCGGGGUGUUGGUUUUGAUCAAUUUCCCACUCUACCAAGGAAUGUUCAUUAGGAAGGAUGCAGGGAAAAUGCCAAUUCCUACGACGAUGAGUUUCGGUUGGCUGGCCUCAGUUUUUGCUGUGGGGCUCAUGGUAUUUUCGAGCCUCCAAGCGGUUUCGGGUAUUAGAUUUGUAAUAGACAGGGAAGAAUGUGUCUCUCACAACGUCGAGUAUGAUGGGGAUACGGUUCACGUCUCUUUUGUGGUGGUGAAGUACAACUCAACUUGGCGGUAUAGUCCAGAGGGUGUCGAUCUUGUGGUAAAAGGACCUGUUGGCAAUCAGAUUCAAGACUUUCAUGACAAGACAAGCGAGAAAUUCGAAUUCGUGGCGCAAACAAAGGGACUACAUCGCUUUUGUUUCACCAACAAGUCUCCCUAUCAUGAGACAAUUGAUUUUGAUGUCCACGUUGGUCAUUUUACAUAUUAUGAGCAACAUGCUAAAGAUGAGCAUUUCAACCCCCUGAUGGAGCAGAUAGAGAAGUUGCAAGAUGCCCUCUUCAACAUUCAGUUCGAGCAACACUGGCUUAGAGCCCAGACAGAGCGGCAAUCAAUCGUUAACGAUGCAAUGAGCAGAAGGGCGAUUCACAAGGCUGUGUUCGAGUCGGUUGCACUCAUUGGAGCGUGCGUUCUCCAAGUUUACCUCCUUCGCCGCCUGUUCAACAGAAAGCUCGGGAUAUCCCGAGUUUAAGAUUAGCUGCCCUUCAUUGAGUAGUUAAAUACACAAUUGGGGAAGAUCUUGGAACAUCUCAUUUGAUGCAUUAGUUGGUCAUCUGACCGUCUUCCUAAAAUGCUGAGGGGCUUAAUAGAAAAGAUUCUUUUAGUGAUUUGACAUCUUGGUCCGUAUUCGUCAUAUUUGUUCCGACUUUUCGUCA
Molecule: messenger RNA, 3165 nt
Organism: Punica granatum (pomegranate)
Lineage: Eukaryota; Viridiplantae; Streptophyta; Magnoliopsida; Myrtales; Lythraceae
Source: RefSeq, a predicted model, not a curated record